AUGCGGCGGUGCAACAUAGGAGGAGGGACUGAUAACAAAUUCGAAGAGGAGGAAAAUUUUGAAUAUGAAUUGGUUCCAAAGAAGCCAAAGUUGAAUGGACACAGUUCAAAUCCAAUGGGUAUGUAUUGUGAAUUUGAUGAUUUUAGCAGUGGUUCAGGUUCUUUUUGCAGCGAAGGAUCGUACUGGGCUAACGAGGUUCAGUCUAAUGCGAAGAUUAGAUUGAAGAAUCAGAGCAUGGCGAGCUCCCGGAAGCCGAUAUCUAGAUCUUCUCGAGGGCGAGUGCAAAUGCUUCCUUCGAGGUUUAAUGAUUCGGUUGUGGAUAUUUGGAAAAAUGAGGAGUGUAGAAUUGAUGAUACUGAUUUGGAAAUAGAGGAUGAUGAUUUUGCAGAUAGAGAGGAUUUUUAUAGUGAGAAACAUAUAUAUAAUAGUAAAUUUGGUUUUGGAAGCUCUAUUUCCUAUCCGUUUUAUGCCAUGGAAGGAAAUGGAGAAGUGGGUCAGUUAGGGUGUAACAAUUUUCAGUGUAGAAAUGGUGAUUAUACAGAGUUUAUGAGUUCGAGCAAUCCAUUAAUAGAAGAUGGGGUGUUUGUGCCAAGAUAUGGGCAUACAGUUUGGGUUAAAUGCGGGAAGAGGUACCCAUGGUGGCCAGCUAUUGUGAUUGAUCCCAUCUUGAAAGCUCCUGAUGCGGUACUACGUUGUUGUGUUCCUGGUGCUAUUUGUGUUAUGUUUUAUGGGUACUCUAAAAACGGAACGCAAAGGGACUAUGCAUGGGUGAAACAGGGGAUGAUAUUCCCUUUUGCAGAAUUCAUGGACAGAUUUCAGGUGCAGACCCAAAUGUUCAAGUGCAAGCUGAGUGACUUUCAGGUGGCACUAGAAGAGGCAAUUUUAGCAGAAAGUGGUUUACCAGGCAUGGACAGCACUAGUGCGGAAAUAGCAUAUCCUGAAGCUUAUCCCACUGGACUCCAAGAAGCCAGCUGUUCAAUUAUCAGAAUUUUAUCUCGUGAAUUAAUUGUUCAGGAUGCAUGUUACAAAGACAUGAGAUGCUGUGCUGGCUGCAAUGUAAUCUUGCCAUGCAAAACUAUGAAGAAAAGGAAAAGAUCAGCAUUUCAAAGUGAACUUUUAUGUAUACAUUGUGCUAAGUUAAGAAAAUCAAAGCAGUAUUGUGGUAUAUGCAAGAAGACCUGGCAUCAUUCAGAUGGUGGGAACUGGGUAUGCUGUGAUGGCUGUAAUGUUUGGGUGCAUGCUGAGUGUGACAACAUUUCCAGCAAACUUUUCAAGGAUCUGGAGGAUGUUGAUUAUUAUUGCCCUGAUUGCAAAGUAAAAUUUAAACUUGUACGACAACAUUUUGAGAGAAGAAAGUCUCCCGUCAAGUCAGUAGGAAACAGUGGACUGGCUGUACCAAAUGACAAGGUAACAGUUAUCUGCAAUGGGAUGGAGGGAACAUACUUUCUGAAACUUCAUUUAAUUGAGUGCAACUGCAUUUCAUGUGGGUCGCGGAAACAAGCACCUAGUGAAUGGGAAAAACACACUGGGUGUAGAGCUAAAAAAUGGAAGCACAGUGUGAAGAUCAAAGACACAAUGUUACCACUGGCACAAUGGAUUGCUGAAUAUAAUAAUGCAUAUGUAGACCCUCUAAAGUUAGAUAAGCAGAAGCUAUUUGCUUUUGUGCAAGAGAAGUAUGAACCUAUCAAUGCAAAAUGGACAUCAGAAAGAUGUGCUGUUUGUAGAUGGGUUGAAGAUUGGGAUGAUAACAAAAUUAUAAUAUGCAAUAGGUGUCAAAUAGCUGUCCACCAAGAAUGCUAUGGGGCAAGGAAUGUUCAGGAUUUUGCUUCAUGGGUGUGCAGAGCAUGUGAAACUCCUGAUGUGGAGAAGGAGUGCUGCCUUUGCCCUGUAAAAGGCAUGUUGUCUAGCAUUAUUACAGGACGAAUAAUGAAUCUGAUGAUUAUUAAUGUUUCCAGUCAAGGGGGUGCUCUGAAGCCAAGUGAUAUUGAAACACUGUGGAUUCACAUCAUAUGUGCUUGGUUUCGACCUGAAGUUGGUUUCUUGAACCAUGAGAAAAUGGAACCUGCCACUGGAAUACUUAGAAUUCCAUCGACAUCAUUUAUGAAGUUGAACUGCACAGAGAAUAAUGGUGUGCAAGUCACAGAAAAGUUAACAUAUUGUGCUGUUCACAGGAAGCCAAACCCAGAUUAUGUGGUAGUUGUGCGCACCCCUUCAGGAGUUUUCUCUGGCAGAAGUUUUCUUCAGAAUCAUAAUGGGUACUUGAGGGGUUCAAGGUUGGUUUCAACUAAGAGAGUUGAACUUCCAGAACCCUCAACCACAGAGAAUAAUGACUCUGAACCUCUAUCUGCUGCAAAGUGCCGUGCUUUUAAAAGAACAAACUAUAAGAAAACUGAGAAUCAUCGGGUGUGUUUUGGUAAAUCUGGUAUACAUGGAUGGGGCCUCUUUGCACGCAGAAAUAUUCAAGAAGGAGAAAUGGUCAUUGAGUAUCGUGGAGAGAAGGUGAGGCGGAGUGUUGCUGAUCUGAGAGAGGCUCGGUACCGUUUAGAAGGCAAGGAUUGCUAUCUGUUCAAGAUCAGUGAGGAAGUUGUAAUUGAUGCAACAAAUAAGGGGAAUAUAGCACGAUUAAUCAAUCAUUCGUGUAUGCCCAAUUGCUAUGCAAGGAUAAUGAGUGUGGGUGAUGUGGAGAAUCGGAUCGUUCUCAUUGCCAAGGUCAAUGUGGCUGCCAGUGACGAGCUAACGUACGAUUACUUGUUUGAUCCGGACGAGCAUGACGAUUUGAAAGUUCCUUGCCUCUCUCAUGACACUCGUGAUGAUGCCAUCUAUAGAAUCAAUGGCGAUGUUGCUGCUGCUAUAGUGGAUGAGAAACGCUUACGGUAUAGGUAUGAAGUGGAUCUAUGGACAGAGAUAGCUAAGUUUUUGGACGGGAAGUCUCUGGUGAAGCUCGCAGCGACUUGCCAAUGGUUCCACAAAGUCAUCAUGCAUGACAGUGUGUGGAAAUUUGUUUGCUUGCGUGAUCUUCAAGUCCCAGCCCCAUGCCAAGUGGCAUUCAAGUGGAUCAAGCUCUAUGGUUCACUAGCCGAUGGGAGUCACUCCUACAAGUUCCGCGACAAGGAGAAGCAUAUUGAUCCUGUAGAGAAGGCUCUGGAAUCCCGCGGAGCUUGUGUGCUAAGUAACAUCAAAAAAGGAAUCUGGAUAGCAGGAACAAUGCAGACAUUAGAAGCAAGGCAUAUGGAGUUGUUUCUGUGUGAGGGAUACCAGAAUGGGAGCUGGGACUAUGACCCGAUCGGAACCUAUACAGUCAAAAAGUCAGUGGAUGCAGCUUCUGGUGGCAUUUUCGAUCUCAAACACAUCAAGGACCGUGCAAUGGCUGGUGUGUUUAAUCUGAAGUCAUGGGCAGGACAACCCAGUGAUUUACAGCCAAAGGCUAUGAUCACUUUCCAUUCGGUUGCAAUCCGCACCAAUUUACAAGAAAAUCAAGGUGAGGCCUCCCGAGCUGUAUAUAGUCCGAACUUCCAUUAUCUGGCCCUCGUACAGGUUGUUAUCCAUGACAACAAUCGCAAUUUACUUCCAAUAUAUCCUUGA
This is a messenger RNA of Dovyalis caffra, 3582 nucleotides long. Lineage: Eukaryota; Viridiplantae; Streptophyta; Magnoliopsida; Malpighiales; Salicaceae. The record is from the annotation of a GenBank genome assembly.